Messenger RNA from Sinocyclocheilus anshuiensis, 1115 nucleotides. Its product is annotated as growth arrest-specific protein 1-like. Gene Ontology annotation, biological process: regulation of cell cycle. The record is from RefSeq and is a predicted model, not a curated record. The transcript has a single exon. Bases 465 to 1115 code for a protein of 216 amino acids. NCBI's taxonomy places the organism in Eukaryota, Metazoa, Chordata, Actinopteri, Cypriniformes, Cyprinidae.
GCCGGCUUCAUGAAAUAUAUAAACAUUUUAUUUAUCCUGUACGGGAGGUGAGGUUUGCCAAAAACCACGUUACUAUGGAAUCCCACGUUUGCAGCCAAUAGAACAACAGAAUGCGUAAUGAAGAGAGGAGGGGUCUCCGCGCGUAAAUGCGCAGCCGAGCGUGAAAGCGCCGGAGGGACAAAGACACGCAGCAUGCAACAGGACUCCGAGAGCAGAAAACACACUCCAAAUAACAUGCAAACGCAGGAGGACUCUCACACUUUCGGUGAACGGAUAAACACUUGAAAUGCGUAACCGGAUAGCAGCAGAUUGAACUGAUCACAUGGAUAACCGCUGAACUUUCCCUCUGAAAAGCCUCAUUGUGGAGUGAACGCAGACGCACCGUGUUAUGCGUUCACCUCGCAUUUCAAUUGAAGUGCACCAGAUCGAUGCAAGCAUGCACCUAAUCUGAGUUUGCAGCAGAAAUGGAGAGCCGCAUCGUUCCCGUGGCAUUUCUCUCGUUUGUGAUGAUGCUGGAGGCGCAGAUGGUUUGCUGGCAGGCGCUGAUGCGAUGUCACGAAGAACGCGACUGCGAGCUCGCCUACAGCCAGUACCUGAGCGCGUGCGACGGGAACAUCCGCCUGUGUCCGAGCCACUGCAUCAGCGCGCUCAUCCGCCUCAACCAGACCGCAAACGGCCCGUUUCUAGAGACCUGCGACUGCGGGAGCGACCCGGAGUGCCUGCGGGCCAAACGAGCCGUCGAGCCCUGCCUGCCGCGGACGCAUCCGGGCGACGCCGAUGGGAUCGGUUGCAUGGAAGCUCGCCAGCGCUGCGAGGAUGAGCCCAGCUGUCAGUCAUCCCUCACCGCAUAUCUAUCCCACUGCGGACAGCUGUUCAACGGGAGGAAGGGUUCGUCCCGGUGCAGAGCCACCAUCGAGGAUAUGGUCAAACUGUGUUCGAUAGGAGACAACAGCGUCUCCAUUGACCACGACGGGACGGACGAUGCAUACGAGGACGAGGAUUAUGAGGUCAAACCGGAGAGCGAGGGGACCGAUGCUGAUGCAGUGCCGUCGGUGACUCGUUCUCAACAGACAGUCCUGCUGUGCAUUGCAUUCGCUCUGGCGUUCACACUUUAA